AUGGGUUCUAUAGACAAAGUUCGGAACAAAUUUUUGGGUACUUCUUUUUUGAACCAAACCUCUGAUGAAGAUAAAAAGCUUAAUGCAAGAGUUGAAGUAGCUAAUGAAGUAAGCUCUCUCUCGAGUGAUGAGAAUUUGCAGGCACAUGUAUUUCAAGAUCCAGCGGUUGCGGAAUACUAUCGUCAGGUGUAUGAGAACACAAAGUAUGAGUGCAGAGAAUACGUUGAUCAUGAUCUUACAUGGACCAAGGAAGAGGAAAGGAAGAUUGUUUGGAAAAAUGAUUGGUAUGUCACUUUCUGGGCAUUUGUCAUGUUCACUGCAUUAGAUUUUGACAGAGGUAAUAUUCAACAGGCGUUGUCGGAUGAUAUGCUCAAGGACUUGAAAUUAACAACCAAUGAUUAUAAUCUAGGAUCUACUAUUAACUUAGUCUGCUUUUUGUCAGCCGAGUUGCCCUCUCAAUUACUCUCUAAAUGGAUCGGUCCUGAUAUAUGGAUUCCAUCUCAGCUCGUAUUAUGGAGUAUUGUUUCUAUCUGCCAGUGCACAAUUAAAACUAAGAGUGGCUUUUUAGCUACUAGAGCUCUUAUCGGUGCUCUCCAAGGUGGUUUUAUUCCUGAUGUGUGUUUAUGGAUGUCAUACUUUUACACAGCAAAAGAGUUUCCUCUCAGAAUGUCUUUGUUCUAUAUUGCCAACCCCUUGACCCAAGUAUGGUCUAGUCUCUUGGCUUUUGCGCUUUUGAAGAUACACACAAAUCUGUUGAAAGAAGGCUGGAGAUGGCUCUUUAUUGUUGAAGGAGCCUUUACAUUAUUGAUUGGUUUAGUCCUGUUCUUCAAGAUGCCAGCUUCCGUAGUGCAAACUAGAGCUUGGUAUCGAAAGAAGGGAUGGUAUACCGAAAGGGAAGAGAAGAUUUUAGUUAAUAAAAUCUUACGUGAUGACCCCAGUAAGGGAGAUAUGCACAAUAGAGAACCUGUGGGGCCCAAAGAGCUCGUGAAAACUCUUUUGGACUACGAUCUAUGGCCAAUAUAUGCCGUUCGUUUUUUAACUGACAUUGGUUCCUCUCCAGUUGGUCAAUAUAUGACGUUGACACUUAGAAAGCUAGGAUUUUCUACUUUCCGUACUAAUGCUUUAACGAUACCAUACAAUAUGAGCUCGAUUAUUACGUUAGUUAUAAUUGGAUAUCUUUCUGAAGUUUUCAAUCAAAGAGCACUAGCCAUGGCGAUUACUCCUUUUUGGGUUUUAUGUUGCAUCAUACCUUUACGGUUUUGGCCAGGAGCUCAAAAGGACGUAUGGGGAACAUACGCUUUACUUACAGUGUUAUUGGGGCACGCUUCAUUAGCAUCAAUCACGAUCACUUGGUGUUCAGCAAAUUCAAAUUCAGUCAGAACUAGAGCUGUGUCAGCAGCGCUAGUUAAUAUGUUUGCUCAAGCUGCCGGUAUCUGCUCUUCUAAUAUUUACAGAAAAGAUGAUGCUCCAUUAUACAAGAGGGGUAAUACCAAUUUAAUCAUUGUUGCAUUCGCAACAUUGGUUGCUUGUUUCCUUGCAAAAGGAUAUUAUAUCUUUAGAAACAAGCAAAGGGAAAAGAAGUGGAAAAGUUUUACCAAGGAGGAAAAGGAAGACUAUAUGAGGUUAACAACUGACGAAGGUAACAAAAGACUAGAUUUUAGAUUUAUUCAUUAG
Dujonia railenensis is the source of this 1674-nucleotide messenger RNA. The record is from the annotation of a GenBank genome assembly. NCBI's taxonomy places the organism in Eukaryota, Fungi, Ascomycota, Pichiomycetes, Serinales, Debaryomycetaceae.